AUGAAGCAAUGCGCUGCGACAUCUUUGGGGACGAUGACAGUGACGUUGCCUCUAGGGAAAGCGGCUCCAAGUCUACGUCGGGUCAAUAGUACCCCAAUAUCACCACUCCCUACCGGGCAAAGGACGCCGGUACCCGACUGUUUCCUCUUCCCCAAGGGCAACAACUGCGUUGCGCCAAGUACCACCGAUUUCCUCUCGAGAGGGACUCCAAUGAGGAUGCUCUACGAGCUGCAUCGCAAUCUUUGCGUACUCAUGUCAUUGAGCCCCAGUAUCGCACUGCGUGAAAUGUUGCGGAUUGCGUUGCGCAUUCGAGAGCGGAUCCUUAUUCCACAGGAGUUUACGAUGACAUUGUAUCAGGAGCAACUGUCACGACAGUCACGUGGAGUGACGGUGCAUCCACUAAACGACAUACUAAAGGUGCUUGCACCAGGUGAAACAUCUGCGCAAGAUGAUUACCAGUUCAACCGUUUGUUGAACAUGCGUGUAAGCUCCCAAGUCCUUCUGACUUGCGCUUAA
Peronospora belbahrii is the source of this 516-nucleotide messenger RNA. The record is from the annotation of a GenBank genome assembly. Lineage: Eukaryota; Oomycota; Peronosporomycetes; Peronosporales; Peronosporaceae.